Molecule: messenger RNA, 1638 nt
Organism: Crotalus tigris (Tiger rattlesnake)
Lineage: Eukaryota; Metazoa; Chordata; Lepidosauria; Squamata; Viperidae
Gene: SS18L2
Product: SS18 like 2
Exons: 3
Coding region: 79-318 (79 amino acids)
Biological process (GO): positive regulation of transcription by RNA polymerase II
Cellular component (GO): nucleus
Molecular function (GO): transcription coactivator activity
Source: RefSeq, a predicted model, not a curated record
GCGCAGCCAAUGGUUGCUCAGCGGGGAAUCCCGGCAGGCCUUGCGGCGUGAUCUGGAAGUGGGCUUUCCGGCCGCGCCAUGUCGGUGGUUUUCGUCCCCGAGCGCCUGCGCGGCAAAGCCGAGGUGAACCCAGAGACGCUGCGACGGCUGCUGGAAGAAAACGACCAGCUGAUCCGCUGCAUUGUGGAGUAUCAGAACAAGGGAAGAGCCGCGGAGUGUGUGCAGCACCAGCACACAUUGCACAGAAAUCUUAUUUAUUUGGCUACUAUUGCUGAUGCAUCUCCUUCCCCAAAUGUAGAGAAGACGACCACAGAGUGAAAUCUUUCCCGGCGCAUCUGAAUUUACAGAAUGAAUCAGCGGAUGAAGAGACGACCAACUACAUUUGAAGAAUCUCUAACUGAAAACUACAGAACUCUGCUUCCUCUAAAAGAGGAUGUGCCUUUGCAUGAUCAGUAAAUACUGUUUUAUUUCUCUCCUUAUGCAGAGAAAAUGCCACUGAAGUCAGUUACAGUAACAUUUCAUUAAGGGAAAUCUUGGGGGGUCAUAGUUUUCACAAGCAGAUUUUCCCCCCAGAUUUCUUCAUUUUCUCUUAUGCUAAGAAUGCUAAGCUUUGAUUAUAGAGUAUAAUUUAUUAAAAAAAAAACGAAUUGUCCUAAGUCCUUAUGUAUUUGGCAGUCGAAAAAUGUAAAUGAGUUUUCAAGUGAAACUGGGAUUGAUGCUACGGCAUCAGCAGAGGAACUAGCUGUGCCGGUGAGGCGCUCGCUGAGGGAGCGGCUGCCAGUAACGGAGCCAGGGAAACGGGCCAGGUUGGGGGGGAGCUGCCAGUGCCGCUGCCACGAGGUGAAGCCGGUGGGGGAAGGGGGAUCGGAUCCACGCACCGCAGCCUCUCAUGCUGCCCCAUGGCACAAUGCAUCCCCCAUGAUGCAGGCGUGCUGAAAUCCUGUACCAUUCUGGACAAAUGGUCCAAUAUCUUCUUAAAACCCUCUAGUGUUGGAACUACCACAACUUCUGAAGGCAAGCCGUUCCACUGGUUAAUUGUUCUGUCAGGAAAUUUCUCCUUAGUUCUAGGAGUUCUUAGUUCUCCUUUUGGUCUUCUUCUGGCUAAUGUUGAAGUAGAACUUAAAUGCAAGUGAGGUUGCCCUGUAGGUAUAGUUUGAAAUUCACAAAUGUAUUAAAAUGUAUUAAAUUAUUGUAAAAUUAUAAAGGUAUUAAAAAUUCCAAAAUCUUUAAGUAUUUCAAUUAAAUAAACUAUUAUUUAGAGCAAAUUCUUGAAUUUGAGUUACCACAUUGAUGAGAAAAGUCAAUUAAAUCUGAAUUUUUAGUGCAUGAUAGUACUGCAGUGCCUGAACAUCCAUUUUACAGAAGUUGUGACAUGCUGUCUUUGGUAAUUUGACAGCUUUUUAAAACAUAUUUUGGUAUAUUCAGAUGAAACUUAUGCUGCAUAUUCAUAUGCUCUAAUAAAUGGAUUGUAUGUACACGUGGAUAUAUAUAAGUGAAUAUAUGUGGCAGGACCCACAGCCUAAAAAAGGGCAGUGCAAGGAGAAAAAAAUUUAUUUUAUUAAUUGAAUGCAAACCUAUUGAUCAAAGUGUAUUACCUGUAAAAUAAGGCACUCCCUUUAUUAAAUUAGCAUAUUCCCA